Pterocles gutturalis (yellow-throated sandgrouse) is the source of this 1200-nucleotide messenger RNA. It is a transcript of the gene CASP3, whose product is annotated as caspase 3, apoptosis-related cysteine peptidase. NCBI's taxonomy places the organism in Eukaryota, Metazoa, Chordata, Aves, Pterocliformes, Pteroclidae. The record is from RefSeq and is a predicted model, not a curated record. Gene Ontology annotation, biological process: positive regulation of apoptotic process; proteolysis; keratinocyte differentiation. The transcript has 6 exons. Bases 1 to 849 code for a protein of 282 amino acids. Gene Ontology annotation, cellular component: cytoplasm.
AUGGCAGACAUAGGAGAUGGGCCACAUUUGAGGGAAGAUCUGACGGAUGCAAAAUCUAUUCCUGGUUCCAAAGGAAAGAACCUAUCUGCUAGCAAGUCUAUGGACUCUGGAAUUCUGCCAGACUACUGUUACAGAAUGGAUUAUCCAGAGGUGGGGGAAUGUAUAAUAAUAAACAAUAAGAACUUCCACAGACAGACAGGGAUGUUACCUCGUUCGGGUACAGAUGCAGAUGCUGCAAGUGUCAGAGAAGUUUUUAUGAAGUUGGGCUAUAAAAUAAAGAUCAACAAUGAUCUUUCAUGCGGGGACAUUUUUAAACUAUUGAAAAAUGUUUCUGAAGAAGAUCACAGCAAGCGAAGCAGUUUUGUUUGUGUGCUGCUAAGCCAUGGUGAUGAAGGAUUAAUCUAUGGUACAGAUGGCCCUCUUGAACUGAAAGCACUAACAAGCCUUUUCAGAGGUGACAGGUGCAGAAGUUUAGCAGGAAAACCCAAGCUGUUUUUCAUUCAGGCUUGUAGAGGGACAGAAUUAGAUUCUGGGAUUGAGGCAGACAGUGGAUCAGAAGAAACAAUGUGUCAAAAAAUACCUGUAGAAGCAGACUUCCUAUAUGCAUAUUCUACAGCUCCGGGCUAUUACUCCUGGAGGAAUUCAGCUGAAGGCUCCUGGUUUAUUCAGUCACUGUGUAAAAUGCUGAAGGAGCAUGCAAGGAAACUGGAACUCAUGCAGAUUUUAACUCGUGUAAAUCGCAGAGUGGCAGAGUACGAGUCCUGCUCAACUCGGCAGGAUUUUAAUGCAAAGAAACAGAUUCCGUGCAUUGUCUCUAUGCUCACCAAAGAAUUUUACUUCCCUUGCUGAAAGAAUUUCACCUUGUAAUUUUUCAGUUCGUGUUUUAUCUGUCAUUUAUACACAAUGUUAGUACGGAAUACCACUUUUAAAUCUGAAUUACUGUUCACUCCUGUGUGUGGCAUAAUGAACUGUCUCAAAGUUAGAUAUCUAUGUCCGUUAUUAGAAGUAAAACAUAGAUGGUAAUGUUAGAAAUGCAAAUGUGAGUAGCUGAGGCACAGGCAGAUUAGAAAGUAAUGCUCUGAGUAGCUUGAAAAAUUUGGAAGAGGAGACUGAAGGAAGGUCAGAUCACAUACCAGACCUAUUUGGUGCUACAUUUCACUUUGUUGAAGGGGCAGAGAAAAGAAACAGUUCUUGUAAAUA